Gracilinanus agilis (Agile Gracile Mouse Opossum) is the source of this 1738-nucleotide messenger RNA. RefSeq names its product ceramide synthase 4-like. NCBI's taxonomy places the organism in Eukaryota, Metazoa, Chordata, Mammalia, Didelphimorphia, Didelphidae. The transcript has 10 exons. Gene Ontology annotation, biological process: ceramide biosynthetic process. Bases 1 to 1059 code for a protein of 352 amino acids. The record is from RefSeq and is a predicted model, not a curated record. Gene Ontology annotation, molecular function: sphingosine N-acyltransferase activity; DNA binding. Gene Ontology annotation, cellular component: membrane.
AUGCUGGACACCCUGUAUAAGUCAUUUUGGGAUACUGAGUACUGGAUCCCCCCUGGGUACACAUGGGAUGACUUGGAAGAUUCAGAUGGCAUCAUAUAUCCUCAUCCCAAGGACCUGUGGGCAGCUAUUCCCCUGACAUUUGUCUUAACAGUCAUAAGAUAUGGCUUUGAAUGGUUCAUAGGGCUGCCCUUGAGCAGAGCCAUGGGUGUGCAUAGCCCUAUCCGGAUGAAGGCUAUUCCCAACCCCAUCCUGGAAUCAUUUUUCCGGACUCAUAGUAAGAAUCCCCAAAAGGAUAAACUGAAUUACCUGGCCAGCCACUGUGGCCUCUCUGUGAGGCAAGUCCAACGUUGGUUUCGACAUCGGAGAAACCAAGAGCGGCCAUUAAUUAGCAAGAAAUUCUCUGAAUCCUGUUGGAGAUUUUUAUUUUACUCCUCUUCUUUCUUUGGCGGCUUGUCCAUCUUCUGCAAUGAAACCUGGUUUUGGGACUUAGAAAUAGUCCUGAGAAAAUACCCUAAAUUGCCUCUACAUCCUGCCAUGUACUGGUGGUACCUUUUCGAGCUCAGCUUCUACCUCUCCUUAGUGUUCACUUUGUCCUUCGAUGUGAAGAGGAAGGACUUCAGGGAGCAGAUCAUCCACCAUUUUGUUACAAUCACUUUGAUCUCCUUCUCCUAUUGUGUCAACUUUGUUCACAUUGGUAGCCUGGUAUUGCUGCUCUAUGAUGUGUCAGAUGUCUUCAUGGAGAGCUAUAAGAUGUUCAGUUAUGCACAGUGGAGCCAAGCUCGGGACACGACAUUCAUCAUCUUUACCCUGGUGUUCCUGUUUUGCAGACUUAUUCUCUUCCCAAUCAAAGUCCUCUACGCAGUCUACCAUUUUGUUGUCACCAGAAACAUGUUCUUCUUUGGAUAUUAUUUUGCCAUUGGCCUCCUUCUAGUCCUGCAGUGUCUCAAUAUCUUCUGGGCUUUCCUCAUCCUCAAAAUGUUCUACAACUUUUUAUCAGAUGGUCAAGCGAAAAAUGAUGUGAGGAGUGACAUAGAGGAGCAGGAUACGAGUGAUGAGUAGUCAGCUUUGAAAGUAAAGCAAUGGAAGACUCCAGUCCAAUUAUGUCACAGAGAAUACAGCCUGGGGAAGUACAAGGGGCUAACCAAUUUGCCACUGAGCCUCUCCCAGUGGCAUAACCUAGUCCAGUUCAGUGAUGAUUCCUGGAUGACUAGUAUUCUCACUUCUGAAGAUUGAAUCACCCUGGAAAAUAUCUCAGACUCUGAUUGAGUGUGGAUUCCAUAAAACCUGUGCUGGACUGAGUUCUUUUAGUUUUGUCUCCCCAUGUCUAUCUAUCCCUCUGUUCCCACCUUCACUGAGAUAGAUGAAGAAGGAUGUAAUACCUCCACUGAAGAUUUUAUGGUGGGUUUAUUGACGUUUCUUUUGAACUGUCUCCCUGAAUCAUUGUCCUUGGACAUGGAUACUGAGAAUUGGCCCUCUGAAGAACAUGGGGAGGAGGAGGGGAAAGUGGGGAGAGACUUUUUAAAGUUCCCAUGUAGACCUUUUAAACUUCCCUAAGUAAUUUACUAUACCAUUCACCACAAAUUACCCAUAUAUUUUUAUGCCUCCUCAAACCAUCCAUCGCUCUCGUGGCUGGCAACCUUGCCUGAUACUGCACUGAGAAAAAGCAAUUUGAAUUCAAGCCCAUGCUGAACCCAAUUCUAUUGCUUUGUUGUACUACAAUAAACUCCUUUUAUCUUAA